Molecule: messenger RNA, 1307 nt
Organism: Cladocopium goreaui
Lineage: Eukaryota; Dinophyceae; Suessiales; Symbiodiniaceae
Source: the annotation of a GenBank genome assembly
GAGAGUGCUGGUCCUGUCGCUCCGUACUCCAGGAGGCUUUGAUCCCUUUGAUCGGAAUGCCUUCGCAACACUACCAAUUCCAGAGAUUGCGGUCUGUGGUCGUACUUUCUGGUGUUCUUCUGGCGAAGAUCGCUACCUCCGAACGCAGCUGGGGCGAUCUGCACAUCGAUGGGGAUAGGAGCUGGCAGACCACCACUCUGCCUGAGUCGGAAGGUGAAGAGACAUCGAGCCCGGGCUCGCAGGGCUCGAUCGCCUAUGCGGCGCUCCAUGCACGGACCGAAGCCUUCCUGAAGGCAUCGCGCAACUACCAAGUUGCUGUGAAGGGUCCCUUGAUGGAUGCCACCGAUGUCUAUCUGCAACAAAAGGAGAGAUACGAACACUUCGCCCACAAUCUGGACAAGGGGGAAAGGCAACAGCACAAGUUGAUCCAUAUGAUGCGCUCGAGCCUACGGAAACAUCAUGGGCACAAGAUGGAAGAAUUUCAAAAGACUUUAGAAGCUGAAAGAGCGGAAAAGAAGGCAACAGGCGAAGAUGAGAACGAAGACGAGGACGAAGAUGAGGAUAGUGAUGAGGCGGAGGAUUCAACGGAGGAAAGUGGAGACUCAGGGUCCACGGAAUCAGAGGGUGAGGAAGGCAGAGAGGAAAGAAGCGAUGAAAGCGCUCCCCCAGCGGAUUCGGACAGCAAGGAGAACAAGGAUGAACGCGAGAAAAAAAGCAAAGAAUCUGCUGCUCCCAAUGCCAACAGUGAGGAACAUCACGAGACUCCUGAGAACGCAAACAGUGAGGAACACCACGAGAAUCCUGAAAAGGAAUCGAAAGCCAAGGAUGAAAGUGAGAAAAGAAGCAAAGAAUCUGCUGCUCCCAAUGCCAACAGUGAGGAACAUCACGAGACUCCUGAGAAUGCAAACAGUGAGGAACAUCACGAGAAUCCUGAAAAGGAAUCGAAAGCCAAGGAUGAAAGCGAGAAAAAAAGCAAAGAAUCUGCUGCCCCCAAUGCCAACAGUGAGGAACAUCACGAGACUCCUGAGAACGCAAGCAGUGAGGAACACCACGAGAAUCCGGAAAAGGAAUCGAAAGCCAAGGAACAGAAGCUGUCCGGAAAAGAAGCAGAUGUAUCCAAGGGAUGUGAUGCGCGGCGAAAGGCCAAACAAGGCACUGAGGAGUGGUGCAGAUGCAAUGCCAAUGCCGAGCUUAUUAAGACUAGAUCGCCCUGUGAAGAUCAAGGGGGUGGCCGGAAAAAUGCCUGCGUUUGGUCCGUUGAGACACGUUCCUGCAUCCCCAGAAAGCGAGGAAAGCCUUGGAAUUAA